Molecule: messenger RNA, 504 nt
Organism: Sclerotinia borealis F-4128
Lineage: Eukaryota; Fungi; Ascomycota; Leotiomycetes; Helotiales; Sclerotiniaceae
Source: the annotation of a GenBank genome assembly
AUGGAUCAUUCGCAUAUGGACCACAGCAUGCACGAUAUAGGGAUGGAUAUGGGAGGAGAUAGAUGCAACAUGAAUAUGCUCUUCACCUGGGACACAACCAACCUCUGCAUCAUCUUCCGUUGGUGGCACAUCCGCUCCACUUUCUCUCUCAUUAUCUCCCUCCUCGGCGUCGUCGCCAUCACUGCCGGCUACGAAGGCAUUCGUUCCCUAACCCGUCGCUAUGAAGCUUGGGUCGAGAAACAACAAGGUUCUAUAACACUGGAUGAUGUUACUGAAAAUGCGCCUUUUCUCUGGGCAGGACGCAAUCAAGAAGAAGUGGGACGGAGAGCACACGUUGUUAAGGCUGCAUUAUACGCUUUUCAGUAUUUCUAUGCGUUUAUGUUGAUGUUACUUUUUAUGACAUAUAACGGAUGGGUUAUGUUUGCAGUAGGAGUGGGUGCAUUUGUAGGAUUUUUGAUAUUCGGGAAGAAUACUUCGGCUUCGAAGGAAGGUGCAUGUCACUAA